Molecule: messenger RNA, 5498 nt
Organism: Urocitellus parryii (Arctic ground squirrel)
Lineage: Eukaryota; Metazoa; Chordata; Mammalia; Rodentia; Sciuridae
Source: RefSeq, a predicted model, not a curated record
CACCCACCCCUCGGUCAGGAAAUGUGAGCGGGGCUGAUGGAAGCUGAUAGGCAGGGCUGGAGUGUUAGCACCAGGACUGGAUGUGACAGCAGGCAGAAGAGCACUUAGCAGCUUAUUCAGUGUCCGAUUCAGAUUCCGGCAAGGAUCCAAGCAUGGAAUGCUGCCGUCGGGCAACUCCUGGCAUACCGCUCCUCCUUCUGGCUUUCCUGCUCCUGAGCUCCAGGGCAGCACGCUCCGAGGAAGACCGCGAUGGCCUAUGGGACGCCUGGGGCCCGUGGAGCGAGUGCUCACGCACCUGCGGCGGAGGGGCCUCCUACUCCCUGAGACGCUGCCUCAGCAGCAAGAGCUGUGAAGGAAGAAAUAUUCGAUAUAGGACAUGCAGUAACGUGGACUGCCCACCCGAAGCAGGUGAUUUCCGAGCUCAGCAAUGCUCUGCUCAUAAUGAUGUCAAGCACCAUGGCCAGUUUUAUGAAUGGCUUCCUGUGUCUAAUGACCCCGACAACCCCUGUUCACUAAAGUGUCAAGCCAAGGGAACAACCCUGGUUGUUGAACUAGCACCGAAGGUGUUAGAUGGAACUCGUUGCUAUACCGAAUCACUGGAUAUGUGCAUCAGUGGUUUAUGCCAGAUCGUUGGCUGUGACCACCAGCUGGGAAGCACCGUCAAGGAGGAUAACUGUGGGGUCUGCAAUGGAGAUGGGUCCACCUGCCGGCUGGUCCGAGGGCAGUAUAAAUCCCAGCUCUCUGCAACUAAAUUGGAUGACACCGUGGUUGCCAUUCCCUACGGAAGCAGACACAUUCGCCUUGUCCURAAAGGACCUGAUCACUUGUAUUUGGAAACCAAAACCCUCCAAGGGGCUAAAGGUGAAAACAGCCUUAGCUCUACAGGCACAUUUCUCGUGGACAAUUCUACUGUGGACUUCCAGAAAUUUCCAGACAAAGAGAUUCUGAGAAUGGCUGGACCACUGACAGCAGAUUUCAUCGUCAAGAUCCGUGACUCAGGGCCCACAGAUAGCACGGUCCAGUUCAUCUUCUACCAGCCUAUCAUCCACCGGUGGAGGGAGACGGAUUUCUUCCCCUGCUCAGCAACCUGUGGAGGAGGUUACCAGCUGACAUCGGCUGAGUGUUAUGAUCUCCGGAGCAACCGUGUGGUUGCAGAUCAGUACUGUCACUAUUACCCAGAGAACAUCAAACCCAAACCCAAGCUUCAGGAGUGUAACUUGGAUCCUUGUCCAGCCAGUGACGGAUACAAGCAGAUCAUGCCUUAUGACCUCUACCAUCCCCUUCCUCGGUGGGAGGCCACCCCGUGGACCGCCUGCUCCUCCUCGUGUGGGGGGGGCAUCCAGAGCCGGGCAGUUUCCUGUGUGGAGGAGGACAUCCAGGGGCAUGUGACUUCAGUGGAAGAGUGGAAAUGCAUGUACACCCCUAAGAUGCCCRUCGUGCAGCCCUGCAACAUUUUUGACUGCCCUAAAUGGCUGGCACAGGAGUGGUCUCCGUGCACAGUGACAUGUGGCCAGGGUCUCAGGUACCGUGUGGUUCUCUGCAUCGACCACCGAGGAAUGCACACGGGAGGCUGCAGCCCCAAAACAAAGCCCCACAUAAAAGAGGAAUGCAUCAUACCCACUCCCUGCUACAAGCCCAAAGAGAAACUUCCAGUAGAGGCCAAGCUACCGUGGUACAAGCAAGCUCAAGAGCUAGAAGAGGGAGCUGCUGUGUCAGAAGAGCCCUCGUUCAUCCCAGAGGCCUGGUCAGCCUGCACAGUCACUUGUGGUAUGGGRACCCAGGUGCGAGUAGUCAAGUGCCAAGUGCUCCUGUCUUUCUCUCAGUCCGUGGCUGACCUGCCGGUGGAUGAGUGCGAAGGGCCCAAGCCAGCAUCCCAGCGUGCCUGUUAUGCAGGACCGUGCAAUGGGGAAAUUCCUGAGUUUAACCCGGACUCCACAGAUGGGCUCUUGGGUGGCCUGCAGGAUCUGGAUGAGCUGUAUGACUGGGAGUAUGAAGGGUUCACCAAGUGCUCCGAGUCGUGUGGAGGAGGUGUCCAGGAGGCUGUAGUGAGCUGCCUGAACAAACAGACUCGGGAGCUUGCUGAUGAGAACCUGUGUGUGACCAGCCGCCGGCCCCCACAGCUCCUAAAAUCCUGCAAUUUGGAUCCUUGCCCAGCAAGGUGGGAAAUUGGCAAGUGGAGUCCAUGUAGUCUCACCUGUGGUGUAGGCCUGCAGACCAGAGAUGUCUUCUGCUCUCACCUGCUCUCCAGAGAAYUGAAUGAAAUGGUAAUCCUGGCUGAUGAUCUGUGUCGCCAUCCUAAACCCAGCACGGUGCAAGCUUGCAACCGCUUCAAUUGCCCCCCAGCAUGGUACCCUGCACAGUGGCAACUGUGUUCCAGGACAUGUGGUGGAGGUGUUCAGAAACGUGAGGUUCUUUGCAAACAGCGCAUGGCUGAUGGUAGCUUCCUGGAGCUUCCAGAGACCUUCUGUUCGGCCUCCAAACCGACUUCCCAGCAAGCCUGCAAGAAAGAGGACUGCCCCAGUGAGUGGCUCCUCUCAGACUGGACAGAGUGUUCCACGAGCUGCGGGGAGGGUACCCAGACUCGAAGUGCCAUUUGCCGGAAGGUGCUGAAAACCGGGGUCUCCACAGUUGUCAAUUCCACCCUGUGCCCUCCCCUGCCUUUCUCUUCCUCCAUCAGGCCCUGCAUGCUGGCAACCUGUGCAAGGCCUGGGCGGCCAUCCACAAAGCACAGUCCUCACAUCGCAGCUGCGCGGAACGUUUACAUCCAGACUCGCCGGCAGAGGAAGCUGCACUUCGUCGUGGGUGGGUUUGCUUACCUGCUUCCGAAGACGGCCGUGGUGCUCCGGUGCCCCACGCGCAGGUUCCGCAAGCCCCUCAUCACCUGGGAGAAAGAUGGCCAGCAUCUCAUCAGCUCCGCCCACAUCACAGUGGCACCUUUUGGCUACCUGAAGAUCCAUCGUCUCCGGCCCUCAGAUGCGGGCAUCUACACCUGCUCUGCAGGACCCGCCCGGGAGCAGUUUGUGAUUAAGCUCAUUGGAGGCAAUCAUAAGCUUGUGGCCCGGCCCCUGAGCCUGCGGAGUGAGGAGGAGGCCCUGGCAGUGAGGAAGGUCAGCCCCAAGGAGGCCCUGCAGACCCAUAAGCACCAGAACGGGAUCUUCGCCAAUGGCAGCAAGGCUGAGAAGCGGGGCCUCCCUGCUGACCCAGGGAGCCGCUACGAUGACAUUGUCUCCCGGCUGCUGGAGCAGGGGGGCUGGCCCGGAGAGCUCCUGACUUCCUGGGAGGUGCAGGACUCCAUGGAAAGAAACACGUCCUCAGAGGAGGACCCGAAUGCCGAGCAGGCCCUUCUGCACCUGCCCUUCACCAUGGUGACUGAGCAGAAGCGCCUGGACGACAUCCUCAGGAACCUCUCCCAGCAGCCUGAGGAGCUGCGCGACCUCUACGGCAAGCACCUGGUGGCCCAGCUGGCCCAGGACAUCUUCCGUAGCCACCUUGAGCACCAGGACAUGCUCCUCAAGCCCUCCGAGCAGAGGUUUCCCCCCGUGGCCAUCCCUCCUCAUAAACAUGUGUCUGGCUUCAGCAGCUCCUUAAGGACCUCCCCCGGGGAGGCUGGGGGCGGCUCUCGCCGGCCACACCGCAAGCCCACCAUCUUACGGAAGAUCUCAGCUGCCCAGCAGCUGUCUGCCUCGGAGGUGGUCACUCACCUUGGGCAGACUGUGGCGCUGGCCAGCGGGACACUGAGUGUGCUGCUACACUGUGAGGCCAUAGGCAACCCAAGGCCUACCAUCAGCUGGGCCAGGAACGGGGAAGAGGUUCAGUUCAGUGACAGGAUUCUUCUUCAGCCAGAUGAUUCCUUACAGAUCUUGGCACCAGUGGAAGCUGAUGUGGGUUUCUAUACUUGCAAUGCCACAAAUGCCCUAGGAUAUGACUCUGUCUCCAUUGCCGUCACAUUAGCAGGAAAGCCGCUAGUGAAAACAUCGCGAAUGACCGUGGUCAACACAGAGAAGCCUGCAGUCACUGUGGACGUAGGAAGCACCGUCAAAACAGUGCAGGGAGCAAAUGUGACAAUUAAUUGCCAAGUCGCAGGUGUGCCUGAAGCUGAAGUCACUUGGUUCAGGAAUAAAAGCAAACUGGGCUCCUCUCACCAUCUGCACGAGGGCUCCUUGCUGCUCACAAAUGUGUCCUCCUUGGAUCAGGGCCUGUACUCCUGCAGAGCAGCUAAUGUUCAUGGAGAGCUGACCGAGAACACCCAGCUCCUGAUCCUAGAUCCCCCCGACGUCCCCACACAGUUGGAAGAUAUCAAGGCCUUGCUCUCAGCCACUGGACCGAACCUGCCUUCAGUGCUGACAUCUCCUCUGGGAACACAGCUGGUCCUGGAUCCUGGGAAUUCCGCUCUCCUUGGCUGCCCCAUCAAAGGCUAUCCCACCCCCAAUAUCACCUGGUUCCAUGGUGGUCAACCAAUUGCCACCACCACAGGACUGACACAUCACAUCCUGGCAUCUGGACAGAUCCUUCAGGUUGCAAAUCUCAGUGGUGGUUCUCAAGGGGAAUUCAGCUGCCUUGCGCAGAAUGAGGCAGGGAUGCUGGUGCAGAAGGCGUCUUUGGUCAUCCAAGAUUACUGGUGGUCCGUGGACAGACUGGUGACCUGUUCAGCAUCUUGUGGCAACAGGGGUGUUCAGCAGCCCCGCCUGAGGUGUCUACUGAAUAACACAGAAGUGGAUCCUGCUCACUGUGCAGGGAAAGCCCGCCCUGCUGUGCAGCCCAUUGCCUGCAACCGGAGAGACUGCCCUUCCCGGUGGAUGGUGACUUCCUGGUCUGCCUGUACCCGGAGCUGUGGCGGAGGCAUCCAGACACGCAGAGUUACCUGUCAGAAGCUGAAAGCCUCUGGGAUCUCUACUCCCGUGUCUAACGACAUGUGUACCCAGCUAGCCAAACGGCCUGUGGACACCCAGGCCUGUAACCAACAGCUGUGUGUGGAGUGGGCCUUCUCUAACUGGGGCCAGUGCAAUGGGCCUUGCAUCGGGCCUCGCCUAGCUGUGCAACACAGACAAGUCUUCUGCCAGACGCGGGAUGGCAUCACCCUACCAUCAGAGCAGUGCAGUGCCCUUCCCAGGCCCGUGAGCACCCAGAACUGCUGGUCAGAUGCCUGCAGCGUACACUGGAGGGUUAGCCUGUGGACCCUGUGCACGGCAACCUGUGGCAACUAUGGCUUCCAGUCCCGGCGGGUGGAGUGUGUGCAUGCCCGCACCAACAAGGCUGUGCCUGAGCACCUGUGCUCCUGGGGGCCCCGGCCCGCCAACUGGCAACGCUGCAACAUCACUCCAUGUGAAAACAUGGAGUGCAGAGACACCACCAGGUACUGCGAGAAGGUGAAGCAGCUGAAGCUCUGCCAACUCAGCCAGUUCAAAUCCCGCUGCUGCGGAACUUGUGGCAAAGCGUGAAGACAGGGCACGGGGAAGAACUCUCCCUGGCCACACAAAGGACUCACGCAACCACCUGGG